Nerophis ophidion (straightnose pipefish) is the source of this 4291-nucleotide messenger RNA. It is a transcript of the gene scarf1, whose product is annotated as scavenger receptor class F, member 1. NCBI's taxonomy places the organism in Eukaryota, Metazoa, Chordata, Actinopteri, Syngnathiformes, Syngnathidae. The record is from RefSeq and is a predicted model, not a curated record. Gene Ontology annotation, molecular function: scavenger receptor activity. The transcript is spliced from 11 exons. The coding region runs from base 997 to 3660 and encodes 887 amino acids.
GAAAAAAAUAAAUGAAUUUAUUUAAACAAGUGAAGACCAAGUCUUUAAAAUAUUUUCUUGGAUUUUCAAAUUCUAUUUGAGUUUUUUCUCUCUUAGAAUUAAAAAUGUCGAGCAAAGCGAGACCAGCUUGCUAAUAAAUAAAUAACAUUUAAAAAAAUAGGGGCAGCUCACUGGUAAGUGCUGCUAUUUGAGCUAUUUUUAGAACAGGCCAGCGGGCGACUCAUCUGGUCCUUACGGGCUACCUGGUGCCCGUAAGGACCAGAUAGAGAGUGGGAUUUUUAACAAUUACAAAGGGUUUGUGUCAUGUUUGUCCUCCUACAGAAACCAUAUUAAAACAAAAAAUAUAUUUCCUCCCCCAUUUUUUCUCAUUUUCAUACAUUUUUGAAAAACCUCCAGGGAGCCAUUAUGGCGGCGCUAAAUAGUGACAUGCGGCUCUAGAGCUGCGCCUUGAUCGAGGGGUGGUUUGGGUCAGCAACAUGCACAACCCAGGUAUCGAGACAUGGCGCCAUUGGGUUUUACGCGACUCGGUACCAAAAAAGUACCAAAUUCAGAACCCAUCCCAACUUAUGAGUUAUUGUUGUGCACUACUUUCUGUUCAAAACAACACACUUUCAAGGCAUUUUUCACAUCCUAAUAAGGCUGUCUUCAUCAUCAUCAUCAUCAUCUCCUGGAGGAGACACGUGUGUGUGUGUGUGUGUGUGUGUGUGUGUGUGUGUGUGUGUGUGUGUGUGUGUGUGUGUACAGUACGAUGUGUGCGAGCCCAUCUUUAAAAAGCCCCUUUCUGGCUGAAUAGAAGGAAGUUCCUUCAGUUUCCCCAGGAAAUGGGAAGAGGAAACCCUGUGGCUGCGACCCUUGCAUUACUGCCACAAAGCGACUCGCCGGAGAGGGACAGAAUGAGGCUCUCUCUCCCUCUCGGGAAACAGAAACUUGCAAGAAAAUAAGAAGUCCAGAGCAAAUUGCACUCCCAAAGUGGACACGGCGAGAUAUUUGCAGAAGAUGAAGCAUCUUCUCGGAGUUUUGACCGCUUUGUGCUGCUGUUGGCUGUCCUGCUCACACACACUGGAUGCUGCUGGGAGGAACGUGUGCCACAACCCCAGGGACCCCUCCGCCCUGGUCUGCUGCCCCGGCUGGCUUCAGGUUGGAAAAGAGUGCACGAUACCUCUGUGCGAGGGCGAGCAGGCCUGUCUGAAGAACGAGCUUUGUGUGCACCCUGGAGUGUGUCGCUGCCCUCCAGGCUACUAUGGAGCGAGAUGUAAAACACGUUGUCCUCCAGAGUUCUGGGCGUCAGACUGCCGCCAGGUGUGCCCGUGUCACCCACAUGGCCGUUGUGACCCCGUCACCGGCGAAUGCACCUGCAACCCCAACCGCUGGGGCCCCCUGUGCCAGUACCCCUGCAAGUGCACCCGCCACGGAAGCUGCCACCCCGCGUACGGGAACUGCACCUGCAACGAGGGCUGGUGGACGUCGACGUGCGCCAAGCCGUGCCAGUGCGUCCCCGGGGGGUCUGUGGGGCCCGGCUGCGACCAGCUGACAGGACGCUGUCAGUGCCGCAGGGGUCAUUGGGGGCUGAAAUGUCCCGUGGCUUGCAACUGCUACCUGUCGCAGUGCAACCAGCGCACUGGUGUGUGCGAGUGCGACGCCGGCUGGUGGGGGCCCAUUUGUGACCGGCGAUGUGACUGUGACCUCGCACACAGUGACUGUGACCUCGCUACGGGACUGUGCCUGUGCCACCCGGGGUACGAGGGCGACUUCUGCAACCUGCCCUGUGCGCCCGGGAAGUACGGCAGCUGGUGUAAAAUGAGUUGUGGACACUGUAAAGACAACCGGCCCUGCUCCUCCACCGACGGCGCCUGCACGGCCUGCCAGACCGGCUGGAAUGGCACGCAAUGCGACCGCCCGUGCCCGUCCGGUUACUAUGGCGACGGCUGCCAAGAGCCCUGCCCGCGCUGCAGAAACAACGAGACCUGCGAUCCAAAAAGCGGCAAAUGUUGGCGAUGUGAUCCAGGAUGGACAGGAUCCAGGUGUGAGCAGGCCUGCCCUGACAGGACGUACGGAGACGCCUGCCGCUUCCUGUGCAGCCCCUGUUUCCACGGCAACUGCCAUCACGUGACAGGAAAGUGCGUCUGUCAGCCGGGCUUUCAGGGAGAGAGUUGUAACAACAGUUGCUCCGCCCUGCAGUUUGGCCUCAACUGCUCCUCCGCCUGCGACUGUGGCGAAGAGGUGGGCUGCCACCCAGUGACUGGUGUCUGCCCCAAUAGUGGUCGAGGCGCUCUCCUGGCAGGCCUGUUGGUUCCUCUGCUCCUGCUGCUCCUCGCUGUCCUGUGCUGCUGUCUGUGUUGUGGAGGCGGUCCCGCUGAUGAAAAAGACAGAACGGGUGUGUCUGACGGAGGACUGUCAGUACGCAUGAAAUAUCACGUCUACAGCGUCCUGGCCAACAUCGGCGCCGCCCUCCCGUGCAUCUCUGAUUGGUCGUCCGGCCUCCCUCGUGUCACUGUGUCUCACCAUGACCCGGAGCUCACGUUCAACCACAGCUUCAUUGAGCCUCCCUCCUCCGGCUGGGUGACUGAGGGCUCCUCCUUUGACAGUGACGAGGAGGAUGGAGAGGCUCUCUACUGCAUCCCACCUAGAGAAGACAUACUGGACAUGGAGGGCAGCCACUUCCAGGAGAUGAGCUCCAAGUGUAACAUGCUCUUAGACCCGUCAGGCUUCAGCAGCGAGGACAUAACCUCCCCCUUCAACAUCCCCCGCACUUCCAGCAUCGCCAAAGCCAAGCGUCCGUCCGUCUCCUUUGCAGAGGGGACCCGCUUCAGCCCCAAGGAGAGGCGGGGCUCGGCUCAAGACCCCGCCUCUCUGCCGGGGAACCCUCGCAAAGCCAAGUCGGCCUGGGGGGGUUUGAUGCGGUCAGCCGGCGAGGAAGACGCAGGUGAGGGUGAGUUGGGGGAGGACGGAGUUCAAGUUCAGGUGACAGACAGCCAGGAUCUGAGCUGCGAGGUUAUAGAACAGGAGGAUAGAAAGUCCGCUACGCGCACCGCAUCGGGCCGAAGACGCACCAUGUCGAACACCGCGGCGCAUAAACUGGCGGCGUCUGCUCCCGAUCAUCCAUCAGGAGGCUCCGACAAGAUCACCACGGUGUACGUGACAGUGGGUAAGGCGGGCCGGCCCGCGUCCAAGGCGGAGGCGAGCUCCGAAGGGCCCGUUCAAGCCAUGCUGAGGCGGCUCGGAAGCCUCCAGAGACAACGAGAUCAGGACCCCGGCAAGAGCAAAGCUAAAGAAGGGGCGGAAGGGAAGGCCAAACCCCCCAGGAGGAAGCUCGGGGCUCGGAGGAGCGUGUGGGAGCAGGGCGGGCCUUCAGGAGAGGAGCCCGCCAUCAGCAAACCCGUGAGGAGGAAACACUCCUCCCUCAGUGUCCCUGACACGGCCGCCACUGGCGACGAGGCGGAGAGCAUCCCCCUCAAAAGACCCUUGUCGUCCAUUUUGAAGAGCGUGCCCGAGGCGGUCUCAGCCGUCCGAGGUCCGGCAGACGAGACCGGCGUGGGACAAACUUACCUGACUGUGGGACCAGCAGGGGGCGCUGUGGCUGUCAGUGAUGAAGGUGCAGUGGUGAGUGUGAAUGAACCAUGCUAUGAAAACAUCCUGAUUACACACUCCUUACCCACUUAAACAAUACUUUAUUGUAAGCUUGGGACUACAAACUUACUGCAUUUAUAAAAGUUAAGUUCAUUUUAAAACACACAAACUUAUAUCAGGCGUCCUCAAUUACUUUUGUCCAAGGAACAGAAUGUUUCUCAGUAGAUUCUAUAAAGACUAGUUUCCUUAAAAAACAUAUAAUAUCUAUACAAUAGACAAAAAAAACCCAAUAAAUUAAAAUUAAAAAAGUAUAUAGAAUAUGUAUAUUUCCUCUGAUGGUGCUGGAGCCUAUCUCAGCUGCAUAAAGGCAGAAGGCGGGGUACACACUGGACAAGUCACCAGGGCCAACACAGAUAGACAACAUUCAAACUCACAUUCACACAUAUAUAAUAUAACGUAAAUAAAGAUGCAGGAGUUAAAAGUGUAAACAUUAGAAAUGUCAAAAACAACAAUACAAGUAGUUAAGGUCUUUAUUCAUCACACUGAACACAUUUUUUAUGUUGCAAAAUAGUCUGUUGCUUAUUUAAAAACCAAACAACAUCUUUCAUACAUCCUAGCUGUAGGAAUAAAUCAACAGCAUGUCAGUUGGAUGCAUUGAACCAUGUCAUUUCUCCCAGACAAAAAUACAAACAACUUGAAUAAAAGAAAAUGUGUAGUACACUGA